UCUCAGCGCGCAUGAGCGGCCGUCCCGCCGCUACCGGGCCGGGCUCCGCGGUAUCGCCGCCGCCGCUCCUCCUCCCCGGGGCGCUGCGCUCCGCGUUGUCAGUCCCCGUCUCCGAGCCCGCGGGCCCCGAUGAGAAACGUCGCUGCGCUGCCGGACUGACGCCUCGCCGCCCUCCCCGCGGACGAGGAGGAGCGCGGCGCCCCCGACCGCGGGCCGCCCCUGCACCGCCCUCCCCGGCGGGGGCUCGUCUGCCGCCUGCGGGGCGGGCGGCGCGGCGGUGA
This is a messenger RNA of Haemorhous mexicanus (house finch), 281 nucleotides long. Its product is annotated as nascent polypeptide-associated complex subunit alpha, muscle-specific form-like. Lineage: Eukaryota; Metazoa; Chordata; Aves; Passeriformes; Fringillidae. Bases 12 to 281 code for a protein of 89 amino acids. The transcript is spliced from 2 exons. The record is from RefSeq and is a predicted model, not a curated record.